This is a messenger RNA of Penicillium salamii, 1497 nucleotides long. The record is from the annotation of a GenBank genome assembly. Lineage: Eukaryota; Fungi; Ascomycota; Eurotiomycetes; Eurotiales; Aspergillaceae.
AUGCUGGGAUCCAAAGGCCUCAAAGGCCCCAGUGCAGCCGCUGCGCUUGCCCGUCAGCGUAUGACUGCAAUCUCCCGCUCUUCUCGGUCGAUUUCCACCUUCCGCUCACAAACCCUGCGCGAAUCUACCCAACGGGCUCAAUUAAAGUCUCCCCUGUCUGGCAAUGCCUCAUGGCGCAUUGCACCUGCCGUUGCUGGCCCGGCCGCAAUCCGAUUCAACUCCACUUCCUCUAGUCCACUGCCCGCCGAAGUCACCCCCGAGGCCUCCGCAACCGACUCAUUGACCAAUUUAACGGACAUCCAUGAUAUCACCGCUAUUCCCGAGCGCAUCGGAUACUUGAAAGAACUUGGCUUGGACUACGGCUGGGGACCCUCAGCGGUCAUGCAAUGGCUCAUCGAGCACGUCCACAUCUAUAGUGAUUUGCCUUGGUGGGCCAGUAUCGUGGCCGUCAGCGUUGUCACUCGUAUGCUUCUGUUCAAGCCUGUCAUGGAUGCCUCCGAAAAUGCUGCCAGAUUGACCAAUGCCAAGUCCAAGAUUGACCCGCUUCGAGCCAAGAUGGUCACCAUGGCACGCGAUGGAAAGCAGCAAGAAGCGCAAAUCGUGAAGGCUCAGCUGUCCCAGAUCCACAAGGAGGAGGGCAUCAGCACAAUGAAGACGGUUAUUCCCAUGUUGCAGAUUCCUCUCGGUUAUGGAUGUUUCCGAACUGUGCGAGGCAUGACCAGUUUGCCGGUGCCCGGCAUCGCCUCAGAGUCGGUCGGCUGGAUCAAUGACCUUACUGUCGCUGAUCCAACAUUCAUUCUGCCAGCAGUCGCCGCUGGAAUGCUCGUUCUUACUCUCAAGAGAGGUGGUGAAACCGGUGCUAUGCCCAUGAUGGACUCUUCCGCGGGUAAGUCCAUCAUGUAUGGUCUUCCUGCUAUCUCCUUCACUUUCAUGUCCUUCAUGCCCAGUGCGCUUCAGCUUUACUUCGUUGCCUCUGGUGUGUUCGGUCUGACCCAAACCCACAUCAUCAACUCGCCUACAUUCCGAAAGUGGGCGAACAUGACUAUCGCCAAGAAGCCCGUUGUGGAUGGACCAUCUGAAUCCGUCAAGAACAUCCAAAGCAAAGCGCUCCGUGUGACAUUGGAACGCAUUGAGAGGGAGAAGGCCGCGAAAAAGAAGGCAUAUGAGCAAAGCCUCGUGCAACCGAAGGAAGAGGGCCCGAAGGUCAGCUUCAUUGACCGCAUGCUGAGCCAGGGCAAGAACCUGGGCAAGAACAUGUCUAAGGAAAUUUCCGAGAAGUUCGGAACCUCAAGCAUUGAGGAGCGAGAGCUCAAGGAGCAAAAGAAACGUGCGGGCGAAUACGAAGAAGAGCGCAGGAAUGAGGAUGAAGUUCUGCGGGCCCAGCGUAACGAGGCCCGCCGAGUGGAACACAUGAAGAUCCUUGAGAAUGAGAAGAACAAGGCUAGCCAGUCUUGGAAGGCCAACAGAGAGGGUCAGCGCGGCUCUCGACGAGGUUGA